AUGACUGAAUCUCAAUCUCAGCCAGUAAUUGUGGUCGGCUCGGGGCUGGCAGGUCUCUCUGCCGCCUACGAGGCCCUCAAAGCCGGCGCCUCCGUGCGCAUGCUGGACCGCGCCCCCAAACCAGGUGGAAAUAGCAUCAAGGCCUCGUCCGGCAUCAACGGAGCAGGCACCGCCUUCCAGCGAGCGGCUGGCGUCGAGAAAGAUGACCUCUUCUAUGAUGACACGGUGCGUUCCGCGGGCCGCCGGUUUACGGACCCCAAGAGGAAAGACGACCUGGUCGACCGGGAGACGUUGGUAAAGAAGCUCACGGGCGAGUCCGCCUCGGCGGUCCAAUGGUUGGUAGACGAGUUCGAGAUUGACCUCAGUGUCGUCGCGACUCUGGGUGGCCACUCCGUUUCCAGGACGCAUCGGGGUGUAAAGGGAACACCGGGGUUUUCGAUUGUCAGCGCAAUCCUGAAGAAACUGGGAGAGAGUGAGAAGUUCCAGCUCACGAACGGCGCGGAAGUGCUCUCCCUCACUCGCAAUACCGAUUCAGCGGUGACGGGCGUCAGAUAUGCCCACGAGGGACAGACACAAGACCUCGAAGGGGCCGUAGUCUUCGCCGCAGGAGGCUUCGCUGGCGACGCAACAGGCCUCCUAGCGGAACAUCGUCCCGAUCUUGCCGGUCUGCCGUCUACGAACGACGACCGCCCCGCAUCCCACCAUAUCCUGGGAGAGAUCAACGCCGCCUUCGUGGAUAUGGACAGUGUUCAGAUUCACCCCACCGGGUUCGUGGAUCCCAAGGAGCCCGAAGCUCGAUACAAGUUCCUGGCCGCCGAGGCGCUCCGCGGGGAGGGCGGCAUCCUCCUCGACCACGAAGGCACGCGGUUUGUCGACGAACUCGGCACGCGAGCACAUGUGAGCGCGGCGAUCAUGGCGCUCGCUCGGCAGAUCAGCGAGACAAGUACUACCCAGUGGGACGUGACGCUCCUCCUCGACCCCGGCGCCUGUGAGGCUGCGAAGGGACAUUUGGGGUUCUAUACCUUCAAGGGGCUUAUGGAGAAGAAGAAGAUCAAGGACUUGGAUCCGGUCAUCAUUGAGACGGUGGAUAAAUAUGCCUCAGCCGUGGCCUCUGGCUCAGAUUCAGAAUAUGGCCGGAAGUCUUUUGGUCACUGGACGCUCAAACCUGGGGAGGAGAACCGCGAGCAGGAAGUGUGUGUGGGUAAAGUCACGCCAAUUACACAUUUCACGAUGGGUGGCGCAGCAUUCAACCAAGAUACACAGGUACUGAGGAAGGACAAGACACCAAUUGCGGGUCUGUGGGCAGCAGGCGAGAUCACUGGUGGUAUCCAUGGAGACAAUAGGUUAGGUGGCUCUUCUUUGCUUGAGUGUGUUGUGUACGGGAGAAUCGCUGGCUCACAUGCAGCGAAAGCGGCGUUACGUAAGUAA
Messenger RNA from Truncatella angustata, 1428 nucleotides. RefSeq names its product flavocytochrome c. Gene Ontology annotation, molecular function: oxidoreductase activity; FMN binding. The transcript has a single exon. The record is from RefSeq and is a predicted model, not a curated record. Lineage: Eukaryota; Fungi; Ascomycota; Sordariomycetes; Amphisphaeriales; Sporocadaceae. Bases 1 to 1428 code for a protein of 475 amino acids.